ACCUCAGCGUAACCUACUCCUGACAUUUUGUUAUGUUGUGCUGUCACUUUAACAUUUUAAUUAAUUUAGAAUAUUUACAAUUAAAAAAUAUUUAAUAAUUAACGAACCUUUUGUCUGAAGUUAAUCCGGAGGAUAUAUAGACAUGGAAAUCGACCAGCUCUAUGUGGACAAACUGAGAAAUGACAUUAUUAAAUGUGAUUUGUCUCUAAAAUCAUUGAUCCAGGAUAUUUACAACUGUAUGGGACCACUGGAAGUCUUAAAUGAACUCAACGCUGAUGGCAGGUCGAAGCUGUCUACGCUUCGUUAUCAAAUUGAAGAACUCGAAGUCUACGGAAAGGAACGACAGAAUGAAGAGAUCAUAUCUGAUGCUGCAAACAGGAAGGAACAAUACUUUAGCACCUUCAGCAUGUUUAGGAAAGCAAAUGUAGUGUGUAUGUUGGCAAUAGACAAGAGUGGGAAAGAUGAACUUUUCCAAGUAUCCAAUCAAGGCACCCACUUACGACAAAGGCAGAAGAAAGAUAAAGUGAAUUUUUUGAAAAUGUCAUCUGGGAUCACCGAGCAGCUGCUCUCGAUCAGCAGGCACCUCUCUGACACGACGCAGUUGAGCGCCGACACUCUGAACACGCUCGCCAACUCGUCGACUACGGUAUUGGGAACGAAUGAAGAAUUACAAGAAACGAAAAGCGUCCUUUUUCAGUCAGGAAAAUUACUAGCAAAAUAUUCAAGGAGGCAGUUUACAGAUAAACUACUUUUACUCCUUGGCUUUGCAUUUUUUGUUGCCUGCAUCCUGUACAUUUUGAAAAAGAGAGUAUUUUAAUAUAUAUUAUAUCAUGCUGUUUGAGAAAAUAAAUAUUUAUUAUAUUA
Messenger RNA from Cimex lectularius (bed bug), 864 nucleotides. RefSeq names its product vesicle transport protein SEC20 (gene Sec20). Gene Ontology annotation, cellular component: endoplasmic reticulum; SNARE complex. The record is from RefSeq and is a predicted model, not a curated record. Lineage: Eukaryota; Metazoa; Arthropoda; Insecta; Hemiptera; Cimicidae. The transcript is spliced from 5 exons. Bases 143 to 817 code for a protein of 224 amino acids. Gene Ontology annotation, molecular function: SNAP receptor activity. Gene Ontology annotation, biological process: retrograde vesicle-mediated transport, Golgi to endoplasmic reticulum.